Messenger RNA from Monopterus albus (swamp eel), 1301 nucleotides. Its product is annotated as cadherin-6-like. Gene Ontology annotation, cellular component: adherens junction; catenin complex. The transcript has a single exon. The coding region runs from base 112 to 633 and encodes 173 amino acids. Gene Ontology annotation, molecular function: calcium ion binding; beta-catenin binding; cadherin binding. The record is from RefSeq and is a predicted model, not a curated record. NCBI's taxonomy places the organism in Eukaryota, Metazoa, Chordata, Actinopteri, Synbranchiformes, Synbranchidae. Gene Ontology annotation, biological process: cell-cell adhesion mediated by cadherin; multicellular organism development; adherens junction organization.
CACUGAUGCAACUUCAACGGUUCCCCCUGGACAUUCUCUGGCCUCCGGAUCAAGGAGGGGGAGCAAAGAACCAGCAGCAAAAGUCACCAAACUCUGUUGUUUGUUCUCUUUAUGUUUGUUCUCCUUGUAGUGAUCGUGGUGCUGUUUGCUGCCCUGAGGAGGCAGAGGAAAAAGGAGCCUUUGAUCAUCUCCAAAGAGGAUGUCAGAGACAAUGUUGUCAGCUACAACGAUGAAGGGGGUGGAGAAGAGGAUACUCAGGCCUUUGAUAUUGGCACUCUGCGCAACCCGGAGGCCAUCGAGGAGAGCAAGCAGCGGAGGGACAUUGUCCCAGAGACCUUCUACCCUCCAGUCCGACGGCCUGUGGUGCCACCAACCAGGGACAAUAAUGGAGAUGUGAGAGACUUCAUCAGCCAGAGGCUCCAGGACAACGAUUGUGACCCAACAGCACCGCCUUACGACUCCCUGGCCACCUACGCCUACGAAGGAAACGGUUCCGUAGCAGAGUCCCUUAGUUCACUUGAGUCGGUGACGACAGAAGGUGACCAAGACUACAACUACCUGAGUGAGUGGGGACCCCGAUUUAAGAAACUGGCAGACAUGUAUGGGGGCGAUGACAGCGACAGGGAUUCCUAAUGAGAGUCUGGCACACAGACUAGGAGACAAAUGUAAAAGUGAAACAGGUUUAAAACUUUUGGGCAAUUCUGGUGCAUGUGUGGUGUGAAAAAUGGCAAAACAACCAAGACAGGAGCACUGUUUUUCCAAGUGCUCUAUCACUGCCAUUGAUCACCAUUCAAGCAGUACCUCCAGUGACCAGACGUAGGCUUUUUGUGUCCAGUCAGUGUUAGUUGCGUUUUCUGCAAGGGCACAGUCAAAAGAGUGAGCGUCAAGACUUUUUGUCUCUAUAUGGGUGUACAAGAGGCCCAAAUAUAUCUACAUGGAUAUUUUGUUUGUUUUUUCAAAGCUGCCUGUGAUGAAAACAUCCAACAAGCAGUUUUGUAAACUGACAGAUAUGCCUACGUAUUUUUCAGUGUUUCUGGGAUAAAAACAUGCUGCAUAUUGUGAGUUUAUCUUAGCUUGUGUAUGUAUGGUAAUAUAAUACAAUACGCUGUACAGUUGUUUUGUUUUUCUAUGGAUUUCUAUUGUCCAAAUCAUACCCCUUUUAGCGAUAGCUGCCCCACAUUAGCCACUUAUCCAUGGUUGUGCUUGAGCCGUAAGUGCCAAAACGUUUUGGCAUCAUCUCAAAUGAAAAAAUAAGAAAUCUUCAUAUACAUUGGAUGGGAGAGGUAUAAAAAUUUGUUAGC